Camellia sinensis is the source of this 2700-nucleotide messenger RNA. RefSeq names its product serine/threonine-protein kinase D6PK. The record is from RefSeq and is a predicted model, not a curated record. Gene Ontology annotation, molecular function: ATP binding; protein kinase activity. Lineage: Eukaryota; Viridiplantae; Streptophyta; Magnoliopsida; Ericales; Theaceae. Gene Ontology annotation, biological process: protein phosphorylation.
GAAUUUGUUUUUCUCUUCUUUCUUGCUAGUCUGUUUGGUACCUCAGAAAAUGUCUGAAAGAAAAGGAACACUCACGUAAAGUUUAAAACAGUUCGUUAGUUUAGUUGCCUCCAUUCUGUUUCAUGAUUCCCAAGCUUUCUUUUCUUUUCCUACCUUUUCUCUCAGCAAUCAAAACGACCCGCAAGUUCUUCUUUUUGUUGUAGUCCUUCACUUCUUGGGUUCUUUAUGAAUCUUUUAACGUGGGUUUCAAUUUUGAAAGCAAUUUAAUUUCUGGGUUUUGUUUGUUUGUGAUUAUUAAUAACUGUAUGAUUGUGAAUUACGUUGCAUAUAUGUUUCUUUAAUUGUGCAAGACAUUGUGUGACAGUAUAUAUUGGGUCUCUGUAGAUUCAUUGAAUUUUGAUAGGAUUUUGUGUAGUGAGUCGUUCAAAUGUACCUAUUCGUUUCAGUUUCUUGAAUUUUGAUUGUAUAUACAUUGGUUGAAUAUUCUGCAUAUGAUCACUUUGGCUUAGGAAUCGCUUUACUGUGGCAGUGCUUUUGUCAAAGUAAUCAAUGGAGCCCCUUGUUGAUGGAGUCGGUUCUUUCUUAAAAAAUCAGAAUCUCUCUGCCAAACCAUCCCGACACGAAGGUGCUUCAUCUUCUUCAUCUUAUGCAAUCACUAUGGAUCAUGGGAUGGUAACAGCCAGAUAUCCAAUGGAUUCUGUAGUUAAUUCGAAGGUUUCUUAUAAAACAUCCCUUGAUCACAUGAAAAAAGGACCACCCAAUUCAUCAGAACACCAUUACAAAUCGAACAAGGGGAAAUUGGAAUUCAUGGGCCGGACUGAUUUUCUUGAUCAAGCAGUGGAAGUUUAUUCUCAGAAACAGGUUUCGACAUCAGAAACUGUAUCUUUUAAUGAUCAUUCUGUUGAUGAAUCCGAGUAUGGUAUUUCAAGCAGCUUGCUGGAACAAAUGAAUUUUGUUUCAAAUCAAGAAGUAACACCUCAAUCGGGAAUUAGCUUCUGUGCAAGUCCACAGGACAGUGUCUACGCAGCCACGCAAUACAUGGAAGCCAAACAAAGUUUCACCGUCACAGAAGUGAGUGGAUGUGCAAACAGUGUCGAGAAUCGUCAAAUUGAAGAAGUUAGAAGCGUGGGAGAUUUUGUUGAGAGUAGGAAGACAAGUAUCUGCAGAGGGAGUAGUGGCAGCGAUGUUAGCGAUGAAAGCAGCUCGAGCACUUUGAGAAGUGCAGUUUACAAACCUCACCAGGCAAAUGAUACAAGAUGGGAAGCAAUUAAAGCCAUCAGAUCUCGUGAUGGUGUGUUGGGACUGAACCAAUUUAGGCUGUUGGACAGAUUGGGUUGUGGAGAUAUAGGCAGUGUGCAUCUGUCUGAAUUGAUUGGCACAAGUAGUUACUUUGCAAUGAAAGUUAUGGAUAAAGCAGCCCUAGCUAGUCGGAAAAAGCUUCAGAGGGCACAAACCGAGAAAGAGAUAUUGCAAUCUCUGGAUCAUCCAUUUCUGCCCACUUUGUAUGCGCAUUUUGAGACCAACAAGGUUUCGUGUUUGGUGAUGGAGUUCUGUCCUGGGGGAGAUUUGCAUACUAUCCAGCAAAGACAACAUGGGAAGUAUUUUCCAGAGCAUGCGGCCAGGUUUUACGUGGCAGAAGUUCUCCUUGCUUUGCAGUAUUUGCACAUGCUUGGUAUCAUUUACAGAGACCUUAAACUGGAGAAUGUUUUAGUGAGACAAGAUGGGCAUAUAAUGCUUUCAGAUUUCGACCUCUCCCUAAGAUGUGCUGUUAACCCAACCCUUAUCCAAUUCUCAAACUCGACCUUCAAAUCCAAAAACUCAGAUUACUGUGUUCAACCCUCUUGUAUUGAACCAUCUUGCAUAAUCCAGCCCAUGUGUUUCGCACCACGUUUCAUGACCAAGCCAAAGAAAGCAAAAAAGACCAAACCAAAGACUGAAAUAAAUCACCAAGUGAGCCCUCUUCCGGAGCUAAUGGCAGAGCCCACAAAUGCUCGAUCGAUGUCCUUUGUGGGUACCCACGAGUACUUGGCGCCUGAAAUUAUUAAAGGCGAAGGCCAUGGCAGCGCUGUUGAUUGGUGGACAUUGGGAAUCUUUCUUUACGAACUCUUGUAUGGGAGAACACCUUUCAAAGGAGCUAAUAACCGAGCCACUUUGUUUAAUGUGGUUGGACAACCCUUGAGAUUUCCUGAGUAUCCUUCAGUGAGUUUUGCUGCGAGGGACUUGAUCAGAGGUAUGCUCAUGAAAGAGCCACAUCAUCGCCUUGGAUAUCGACGUGGCGCCACUGAAAUCAAGCAGCAUCCGUUCUUUCAGAAUGUAAAUUGGGCACUGAUUCGUUGCACCAAUCCACCGGAGAUUCCAAAACCCUUCAUGAUGGACUCUAACGCUGGGAAUGAUGUGAAGAAGACGAUGGGAACAGAGAAUUCGGGUAAUUAUUCAGAGAUUGAUGAUUUCUUUUGAUGCUUCUCAUGAAAUAAUUUCAUUGACAAAAAAGAAUGAACAUAGUAGGGGUGGGUCAGUGUUUUACCCGCUUGUUGGUUUUUGAAAUAAUCAUUCCUAGAAAAAGAAAUUUUCUUUUUGGGACAUUGUGUUGAAUGGCUUCAAAGAAUAACAAACACAUGAAACUUUUGUGAUAUCAAAAAUGUAGUUAUACAACUUUACUCCGAAAAUGUCUUCAAGAAUUAGUGAAUUGCUUCUUUACUU